AUGCGCGGCGGCGGCGCGGCGCAGCGCGCAGGCGCGGGGCGGUCCGCCAUGGCGGCCGAGCCAGAGGCCUUCCUGGUGCCGCCGCCGCCGCCGCCUCCUUCUUCAUCUUCCUCCGCUGCCGCAGCCCGGGAGGAGGAAGAAGCUUCUCCCGCCGCCGAGGCCCCGCGGCCGCGCAACGGCUUUCGGUCGGCGGGAGGAGGGAAGCGUCGCAGCAGCUGCGGGGCCAAGCAACCGGCCUGGAAGCGGCGUCGCCGGGCGGCCUCGGAGUGCGGCCCGGUGCUUCCCUCCGAGUUCCUGCUGGGGGGGAACAUCUUCGACCCCUUAAACCUCAACAGUCUCCUGGACGAGGAGGUGAGCCGGGCCCUCAACGCCCGCACCCCGCAGUCCUCCCCCCUCCCCGCCCGCGGCCGCGACCCCGUCGAGAUCCUGGUCCCUCGCGACAUCACCGACCCCCUCAGCCUCAACGCCCCCGGCGAGGGGCUGCGCUUGGCUUCCCCCGCCAAAACCGCUCGCCGCCGCCACCGUCACCGCGGCCAGCAGCGAGCCGCCGCCGCCGCCGCCGUCACCGCUGCCGCCGACGAGGCCGCCUGCCCUCACGCCCUCCCCGCCGCCGCCGCUGCCGCCACCCCGCCGCCAUGCGCCGCCGCCUGCCCCGCCUCCGGCCGCCAUCGGAAACGUCGACGGACUUGCAGUAAAUCAGAAGGAACCCGCCCCCCUCCGGAAAAACCCAAACCCCCCGGAAAAAUCCCGCAGCAGCAACAACAGCGCCAACGUCGCCAAGUUCGGAAGUUCCAGUACGGCAAUUAUUGCAAAUAUUAUGGUUACCGGAACCCCGACUGCGAGGACGGGCGGCUGCGAGCCAUGCGCCCCGAGUGGUUCGCGGGGAAGGAGGUGUUGGACGUGGGCUGCAACGUGGGACACCUCACCCUCAGCAUCGCCAAACGUUGGGGACCCGCCCGGGUGGUGGGGUUGGACAUUGACGGGGGGUUGAUCCGUUCGGCGCGGCAGAAUAUCCGGCAUUAUCUGUCGGAGGAGAUCCAAGCGGAAGCGGCUGGAGCAGGAGGGGGGAACGGCGGCGGCGGAGGAGGAGGAGGGGGGGGACGGAAGGGUUUUCCCGCCGCGCUCCUGGCCAGUCGGGGUCCCAUCGCCGCCCCCCGCCUGCCCCCCGACGGGCCCGGGGCCGCCGAUUUCCCCCACAACGUCGUUUUCGUCACGGGGAACUACGUGCCGGAGCGGGAGGAGGCGGUGGCGGCGCAGCGCCCCGAGUUCGACGUGGUGCUCUGCCUCUCCCUCACCAAGUGGGUGCAGCUCAACUGGGGGGAUGAGGGUCUCAAGCGGCUCUUCCGUCGCGUCUACCGGCACCUCCGACCCGGGGGGCUGCUGCUCCUCGAACCCCAACCCUGGGCCUCCUACCGCAAGCGCAAGGGGCUGACGGAGACGACCUACAGGAACUACCAGCGGAUCCGGCUGCGGCCCGAGCAGUUCCCCUCCUACCUGACCUCCCCCGAAGUGGGGUUCGACAGCUACGAGUUGUUGGGUACCCCCCAACACGCCGCCAAAGGCUUCCAGCGGCCCAUCUAUCUCUUCCACAAGGGACGAGGCGACGCCCCCUGAGCCCCCCCUGUGCCCCCCAAGUGUGGGGGGGACCCCACCGC
This is a messenger RNA of Gavia stellata (red-throated loon), 1655 nucleotides long. RefSeq names its product methylphosphate capping enzyme (gene MEPCE). The coding region runs from base 1 to 1614 and encodes 537 amino acids. Gene Ontology annotation, biological process: snRNA modification. The transcript has 4 exons. The record is from RefSeq and is a predicted model, not a curated record. Gene Ontology annotation, molecular function: O-methyltransferase activity; snRNA binding; RNA methyltransferase activity. Lineage: Eukaryota; Metazoa; Chordata; Aves; Gaviiformes; Gaviidae.